Molecule: messenger RNA, 1630 nt
Organism: Lecanosticta acicola
Lineage: Eukaryota; Fungi; Ascomycota; Dothideomycetes; Mycosphaerellales; Mycosphaerellaceae
Source: the annotation of a GenBank genome assembly
AUGACGCUGUACAGGUCCUGCUCCGAACGAUUUCUAGUUCAGCAACGGCGACGGUGUAGCACAACACGAGACUACAAUGCCGCCGUGGCCGCGCUCAACGGCCUGCAGAGCAAUUUCUCAAUCGUCGAGGCCAUCCGCAAGCAGGGUCCUGGCUCAAACAAGCUCGCCCUCCCCGAGAUGAUCAGUUGGGUGCGCCGCAUUGGAUACGAGGUGUGCGUUGGCCAAGGAUAUGUAGGUGUUGUGUAGAGCUGACCUUCUGUAGCCCUCGCACUUCGACCGGCUGAAUCCCAUCCACGUAGCGGGUACCAAAGGCAAAGGCUCUACCUCCUCGUUUAUUUCCUCCAUCCUCGCUCAAUAUCUUCCUGCAAAACGCAGUAUCCAUGCCGAGAGGUUGCCUUCGUCAGUCGGCCUCUAUACUUCGCCGCAUCUUCGUUUCAUCAGAGAGCGAAUCAAGAUCGACAACGAGCCAAUAUCUGAAGAGCUGUUCGCGCGGUGCUUCUGGGAGGUGUGGGACCGCUUGGAAUCAACCAGACCAAGUACGGAGCAACCAGGCACAAGAAGUGUAGAGGGCAAGCCCGUAUACUUCCACUUCCUCACUCUCAUGGCCUUGCAUUGUUACAUGCAGGAACAGGUCGGCUCUGCGGUCAUUGAAUGUGGCAUCGGAGGGGAGUACGACACUACCAAUAUCCUGGUCCAACCCUCUGUGACCGGCGUCACAAGCCUAGGCAUUGAUCACGAGACGCUGUUGGGAAGCACCAUUAGCGAGAUCGCCUGGCACAAGGCUGGCAUCUUCAAGCCUGAUGUUCCUGCAUUUUCGGUUACUCAGGCCGGGGAGGCUCUGGAAGUUUUGCAAGAGCGAGCCCGAGAAAGGGCAACGGAGCUGUACGUUGUGCCCAAGCACGCCUCGAUGGACUCAAUAGAUUUGGGAUUACAGGGACACUUCCAGAAAUUGAACGCGUCGCUUGCCAUUGCGAUGUCGUCUGUACAUCUCAAUCGACUGGGAUACACUGACUUACCAGACCCUUACGAUCCCAGCGCUGUACUGCCGCCAGAGUUUGUGAAAGGCCUGGAGACGACCCGUCUUGGAGGCCGCUGCGAUAUGCGGUCAGACUCCAGACUGCCAGAAGUAACCUGGUACAUUGACGGAGGCCAUACGUUGGAGAGCAUCGAAAUUGCAGGGCGAUGGUUCGCAGACCGGACAGCGAGGACUGGAGCAGGAAAUGCCACGCGAGUUCUCUUAUUCAAUCAGCAAACACGGGAUGCGGCGUCUCUAGCGCGACGGCUGCACGAGACUCUGGCUACGGCUCUGCACGAUGCCAAGCCCUUUAAGUAUGCGAUCUUCUGUCCUAAUACCACUUAUAAGGAUGCUGGCUAUAAAAGCGAUCUUAUUUCCAUAAACACGAAUCAAGACGACGUACACAGCUUGCGAGUGCAACAGGAGCUUGCCAAGACUUGGGACGGAAUCGACCCCGAUGCCAAAGUCCAUGUCCUUAACACGAUUGAGGAGGCUGUGGCAAAGAUCAGAGAAUUAUCUAAAGGGCGAAAGGUCGAGGUUCUGGCUACAGGUAGUCUGCACCUCGUGGGCGGUCUCAUUGAAGUGCUCGAAAGCGAGGCCGAGACAGGACAAUAA